This is a messenger RNA of Xiphophorus hellerii (green swordtail), 6020 nucleotides long. It is a transcript of the gene gabbr2, whose product is annotated as gamma-aminobutyric acid (GABA) B receptor, 2. Gene Ontology annotation, biological process: G protein-coupled receptor signaling pathway; gamma-aminobutyric acid signaling pathway. The record is from RefSeq and is a predicted model, not a curated record. Gene Ontology annotation, cellular component: membrane; G protein-coupled receptor heterodimeric complex. The coding region runs from base 735 to 3548 and encodes 937 amino acids. Gene Ontology annotation, molecular function: G protein-coupled GABA receptor activity. The transcript has 19 exons. NCBI's taxonomy places the organism in Eukaryota, Metazoa, Chordata, Actinopteri, Cyprinodontiformes, Poeciliidae.
GCGCACGGUGAGCAGCGGCGGCGGCAGCAGCGCUUCUCUGACGCACUAUCGGAGAUGAGCAUCCCAGUCCCGCAGGCUGUCAGGACAAACUCUCCCGACCUCUCUCUUUUUCGGACUUGUGCAAUCAGCCUUUUUAACUUCAGCGCUGUUCCGUGUUUUCUUUAUUUUUAUUAUUAUUAUUUUAUUUUUGUCGCAUUACUGUCUUACCUCGAUUUCACAGCUUUCCCCCCCCCCACACUGACUCCGCGUUUGGCAGUGAUGCACACAUUUGACAUAUCUUGGCUGGGGAUUUACUCCGGAGGAGAGAACUGUCAGCAAGAGUAAUUGUUUUCCAUCUACAUCUAUGGGCUUGUUUUUCUCCGUGUUUCUCGGGCGUCGUUCAGAACGUCUUGUGAUAAGUGCUUCAGAUUAAAGCUUGAGGAGCUGUUCUGAAUUACAGAAAAUCGUUUAGAUGACGGACACGGGGAGGCUGUAAAUCUCCCUCCGCAACGCGACUCUGAGCCCUCGGAAUAUUCUCACGGAGGUGUUGGUUCGAAAGCAGAAAUACUGUUUCAGUUUGCCUGUACUGCGGGGUGGCUGCUGCGCAUGUUCUGCUUUAAAUUAGGAAUUUUCAUUCAGAGGUGGGCAUCUGAGCAUCCCGAAUUUGUGAUGCCCGGGCAGUGAGGUCUACGGUGGGAUUUCAUUCUGGUCACCCCCCCCCCCCCCCCCUCUCCCCUCCCGCCCUGCACGGCAGCAUGGCUCCAACCCGGAGGGACUGCAGCGGCUGGGAGAUGUUCCUCCCAGCGGGACGCCUGCUCCUCUUCGCCUUGCUAUUUCACCCCGGCGUGGCAAAGGUGUGCAACGACCGCACCAAACACGAACAGGACAACAGCUGGUUCCUUAAGAAGGAAGAAGCGUUGAACAUCAUGGUGCUGAUGCCAAUGAACGAGUCGGCCCUGAUGAGCAGCAUCAGCCAGGGAAUCGAACCAGCGGUUCAGCUGGCCAUCGAGCACAUAAACGACUCCGGGGAGUACCCGUUUUCACUCAUCACCAAAAUCUAUGACACUGAGUGUGACAAUGCUAAAGGACUGAGGGCCUUUUUUGAUGCCAUAUGCUACGGUCCCAAACAUCUGAUGAUCUUCGGAGGUGUAUGCCCUUCUGUGACCUCCAUUAUUGCAGAGUCUUUGGAGGGCUGGAAUCUGGUUCAGCUGUCAUUUGCUGCGACCACCCCGGUUCUGGCAGACAAGAAGAAGUACCCCAACUUCUUCCGCACCGUCCCGUCCGAUAACGCCGUGAACCCAGCAGUUAUCAAAUUCCUUAAUUACUACAACUGGAGCCGGGUGGGGACCCUCACACAGGAUGUUCAGAGGUUCUCAGAGGUGAGGAAUGAUCUGACCUAUGAACUGGAGAAAGCAAACAUCCACAUUGCAGAUACAGAAAGUUUUUCCAAUGAUCCAUGUGUCAAUGUCAAAAAACUGAAGGACAAUGACGUGAGAAUCAUCAUUGGGCAGUUUGAUGAGCAUUGGGCCUCUAAAGUCUUCUGUUGUGCAUAUAACUUGAACAUGUAUGGCAGCAAAUACCAGUGGAUCAUCCCAGGCUGGUAUCAACGAAACUGGUGGGAGCAGGCGAACAACACCAACUGCACUUCCAGGAAGCUCCUAACAGCCAUGGAGGGAUACAUCAGUGUGGACUUUGAACCGCUCAGUUCUCGGCCAGUGAAGGGCAUCUCUGGCAGGACCCCAAAGGAAUAUGAAAAGGAGUAUUACAGGGAGCUCCAGCAGAAAGGUGUGGAGGCAAGCAAGUUUCACGGCUUUGCCUAUGACGGGAUCUGGGUAAUUGCAAAGACCUUGAACCGAGUAAGGGAACUGCUCCGGACAAAAGAAAGGCAAAAUAUGUAUCACAACUUCACUGUGGACGAUCGGGAAGUGGGGAAAAUGGUGCUUGAUGUCAUGAAUGAAACUAACUUCUAUGGAGUUACAGGUCAAGUCAUGUUUCGUAAUGGAGAGAGGAUGGGCACAAUAAAAUUCAACCAGUUUCAAGAUGGUCAGGAAGCAAAAGUGGGAGAGUACAAUUCUAUCGCUGACAUCCUGGAUCUCCAGAACAACUCCAUCAGGUUCCAAGGUGUGGAGCCUCCCAAAGAUCGCACAUUUGUUCGUCUACAACGGCGCCACAUCAAUGUUCCACUGUACAGCAUCUUGUCUACUAUAACCAUCCUGGGCAUGCUAAUGGCCGGGGCUUUCCUGUUCUUUAACAUCAAGAACCGAAAUCACAGACUAAUCAAGAUGUCCAGUCCAUACAUGAACAACCUGAUCAUCCUAGGAGGCAUGCUGUCCUACGCCUCGAUCUUCCUCUUUGGUCUUGAUGGAGGUUUUGUUUCGGACAAAGAGUUUGAGACGCUCUGCACUGUUCGGACAUGGAUCCUUAUUGUUGGGUACACAACUGCUUUUGGUGCCAUGUUUGCCAAGACGUGGAGGGUACAUGCCAUCUUCAAAAAUGUGAAGAUGAAGAAAAAGAUCAUAAAGGACCAGAAACUGUUGAUUAUCGUCGGUGGGAUGCUGCUUAUCGACUUAUGCAUUCUAAUUUGCUGGCAGAUCGUGGACCCUCUCAGGAGAACCGUGGAAGAAUACAGCUUGGAGGCGGACCCACAAGGCCGAGACAUUGCCAUCCGUCCCUUCUUGGAGCACUGUGAGAACACCCACAUGACCAUUUGGCUUGGCAUCGUGUAUGCCUACAAGGGACUGCUAAUGCUGUUUGGCUGCUUUCUGGCGUGGGAGACCAGGAACGUGAGCAUCCCUGCCCUCAACGACAGCAAAUACAUCGGAAUGAGCGUGUACAACGUUGGCAUCAUGUGCAUCAUCGGCGCGGCGGUGUCGUUUCUGACCAGGGAUCAGCCGAAUGUCCAGUUCUGCAUCGUAGCUCUCGUCAUCAUCUUUUGUAGCACCAUCACCCUCUGUCUUGUUUUCGUUCCUAAGCUGAUCACCAUGAGAACCAACCCAGAUGCAGCCACACAGAACCGGCGGUUAAAGUUCACCCAAAAUCAGAAGAAGGAAGAUUCCAAGACGUCCACCUCGGUCACCAGCGUGAACCAGACCAACACUUCCCGACUGGAUGGGCUGCAAACUGACAACCACCGCCUCCGCAUGAGGAUAACCGAGUUGGAUAAGGAGCUGGAGGAAGUGACCAUGCAGCUACAGGACACCCCAGAGAAAACUCCUUACAUUAAACAGAACCAUUACCCAGACGCCAAUAACAUCCUCAGCAUACGCAACUUUACAGACGGCAAAGAUGGAGAGAAAUCGAUACUGAAAAACCACCUGGAGCAAAAACCGCAGGCACAGUGGGGCUCCAUGGAUCCUUCCAGAAUAAGCAGAGGUCCCCUGGAGGAUAUCAACUCACCUGAACACAUACAGCGUCGACUGUCCUUGCAGCUGCCUAUCCUGCACCACGCAUACUUACCUUCCAUAGGAGGGGUUGACGCCAGUUGCACCAGUCCAAAUGGAAGCCCGGGCUCCAGUCCGAGGCACAGACACAUGCCCCCUUCCUACAGGGUAAUGGUCUCUGGGCUGUGAGCCUCAUUUACUCCCCCACUUCGCUCUUUGCUGAGGAGACACAAAUGGUUCUUUUUUUCUACAACAAAUAGACUGAUAUUGUCAGCGUAUGUGCGUAUUCCGUCUUGGACUGAAAAGAAGAUGGGGAUGAACAAAGAGAGGGGGGAGGGAUAAAGUUUUACUCGUCAUACCUCUGCACUCGGGUCUCUUGAGGACUGACGCCGUCAGUCAAAACUGGGUGGGGGAGGACGGUUGAUGCUUAACUACUACUUCCUCCCUGCUUAGGUCUGCUCACACAUAUGCACAGUCAGACACAGAUAUCUACAACAGAGAUACACACCCAUAUCCAAGCACAGUGACACCCCAGCAGCAGCGGUGGACCAGCCCUAAUCUGACGUGUAGCCUUAUCUGCUUCAAAAGGGAUUGUUUCUGUUUCUUAUCUGUCUUAUGUACUAUAUGUGCUUGCAGCUACAUGUGAGCCACACCAACUUUAACAUUUCACUGCUUCGGUGACUGGAUAUGAGUUUGGGAGCAACGAGAGGAAUUUUCGAGAUCCAACUAAAGAGAGCAUUAAAGGAAGCGUCCCUGUCCACUACUCAACGUUGUGCAGAAAUGUAAAUAUCAUCGCUUUUGACACUGAUGUACUGUAAGCUUUGUAAAUGCUGUGAAUGGACAAAUGUAUAGGAUUUAAGUGUGGUGCUUGUAACAAAGGCAGGUGACAGCUUAUGGAAUAUAACAUCCUACAAAUCAGACAGAGGCAUAAAUCUGUUAGCAUAGCUGUUAAUAUAUUAGCUUACAAACGGCAUAGAUGCAUCAAAAUUUGUCCAGGUCCCAUGCCUCUAACUCGGAGUGAGAUGCACGUUGCUCUUUUUUUGUUCCACUUUGCUUUUUUUUUCUAGACUCGUUUAUGUCAAAGACCUCCUGUCUGACUUUGUAAAGGCCUUCAUACUUUACAAUUUAAUCAGUCCGUCUGGAAUCAGACAGCAUGUUUUAUAGAAACAAUAAUGCUAUGCCUUUUUCACAGGUCUCUGAGAAAAUAAGAGCAAAAAGAGACCAAGGGAGUGUUUCACAGCUUUCUUUCUUUUUUGUUAACAUGCCAAGAAAUUCAAAUACAGAUGUGCACGUAAAAAAAAACAACAAAAAAACAAAAAAAACCCAAGAGAGCAUCCAAUGAAUUCAGGUGCUGUUGGCGCUUAGUGAUGGGUGGGGUCACACUGAAGCUUGCAGACUGGUUUUUAUAGACUGUUAAAUUGUCUAUUUGAACUUGUUCUCAUGUCUUACCAGCACAGUUUAGAGCAACGGGGUGCAGCAAUAGCACAAAAUUACAAGACUUUGAGAUAAAACUUUGUGAGGAGGGAUAAAACGAAAACAGGUGAUGUUGGAAAAAAUGUAGGUCUACCAGUACCACGGCUUGAUCGGACUAAAUGGUUAACCUGAAUUUCCAUGCACAGCAGCAAUGACAGUCGACGUGUUGAAGUCUCGCGUUAUAAGCCCCAAACCUGUCUGCAGCGUUGGUUUCAAAGACGGUGAUGCCACCACUGCUGGUCACGGUGAUUUAGCACAGACACAGGGCUUUCUCUCACAGAUAAUACAGAGUAUCAUGAAAGAUCAAUCCACACUUAGCAACAGUGAACAUACCUCAGUUGCUACAGAAAUGUACAUCAGUGCCGCUGAGCUUCACCCAAGACCGUCAUCAAGAGUAUCGCUGUUCUUCGUUAAAUUUUUUUUCCUAAUGCAGGAGAAAAAGCAAAAGGGGGACUCUGCAGGAAAAAUACUUUUUUUACCCAGAGCGGCAAGGUUCGUUCUCAGCAUAUUGUUUCACCAUUGGUGUCUUGGUUUUUAUUUUUUUAAGGCGUUUCUUGAGCGCCGUGCCUGUUGUCUUAUAUUGUAGCCUGCGAGACCCACACUACAUACAAAAGGGUCGAAACUGCGCUUACCCAGCAAAGUACAUCGGCCACACAUCUGUAAAUCGAACAAUGUGUCACAGACUAAUCUAAAGUCCAUGUGUCCAUGACCGGGGACAGCUUUGGGAGUACAUGGCGGAAGCUCCACUCCAGCCGGAGGAUAUUUCUCCAUAAAUACAGUCAAACACUUCUCAGAAAAAUUGAGAGGAUUCAGAGCUGAAGUUGGGGAGACAAGGAUCUGCUGUCAGACAUAUCGAGGUUUGAGCUCCUCCCAUUUCCAGGCCCCUGCUAUGAUGCACAGGAGCAGGAGGGGGGGAAAAAAACCCAAGCACAGACCUCAAAAAGGAGUCAUGACUUCUCCUGCACCUUUGCCAACCAGAGAAUCACAAUCACAGAACAUGUGAGUGGGAGACAUUACCGGAGGGUUGGAUCUACCUUCAGGAGAAGCAAAAAAACCAACCGCACAUUUUAUAUAUUACAUUAUACGUGAUUGUGUACAACUUUGCUGAUACCCUGAUGAUGGUGUCCAUGUAUGGAGUAUUUGGUAUUUGGCUUUCUCAAGACGGCAUGAAAUAAAAUGUAUAAUUCA